This is a messenger RNA of Girardinichthys multiradiatus, 2476 nucleotides long. It is a transcript of the gene klhl7, whose product is annotated as kelch-like family member 7. Gene Ontology annotation, cellular component: Cul3-RING ubiquitin ligase complex. Gene Ontology annotation, biological process: protein ubiquitination. The transcript is spliced from 12 exons. Bases 321 to 2150 code for a protein of 609 amino acids. The record is from RefSeq and is a predicted model, not a curated record. NCBI's taxonomy places the organism in Eukaryota, Metazoa, Chordata, Actinopteri, Cyprinodontiformes, Goodeidae. Gene Ontology annotation, molecular function: protein binding.
CAGAGCGAGGAAGUAGAAGAAGACACCCAUACAAAGGAAGCCGAAAGCUAACCUUAGCUCUAGUCUGCUAAAUGCUCUGGGCAAAUCCCUUAAUGUUUUAACUGAUGAUAAGAGGCCGGUUUUUAUCAUUGUAACCUCAUUAGGAAAGCCAACAUCUUACCUUCGCCUUUCAAUUUAAAAAAUUUAAAACACGUCGUUGUCUUUGUUAGCAAGAAAGCUGCCUGAGGUUGCUGUGCGACAACGAAAGCCACACACUUCUAGGAGUGUAGCUGGAUCUACCAUUGCUUUACCUGAACUAGACGGACAAAUAUAUUACUGACAUGACGGGGGUGGCCUCUCCGGAGAAGGCAGCAAGCUCCAAGAAGAAAAGUGAGAGGAAGUCUGCCUCUAAAGAAGAGUACAGGCAGCUGUCCAGCAUCAUGGCAGGCAUGAACACUCUGAGAAAACAGGGCACACUCUGUGAUGUCACCCUGGUGGUUCAGGGGCAACACUUUUCUGCCCACAGAGUGGUCCUCGCUGCUGCCAGCCACUUCUUCAGCCUCAUGUUUACCACCAGAAUGAUGGAAUCGAUGUCUCAUGAGGUGGAGCUGAGGAGUGCUGAGCCUGAGAUUAUUGAGCUGCUGAUUGAAUUCAUUUACACAGCAAGAAUCUCUGUCAACAGCAGCAACGUUCAGUCGUUGCUGGAUGCAGCCAACCAGUAUCAGAUUGAGCCAGUGAAGAAGAUGUGUGUGGAGUUCCUUAAAGGACAGAUCGAUGCCACUAACUGCCUGGGGAUCUCAGCCUUAGCAGACUGUAUGGACUGUCCUGAGCUGAAGGCCGCAGCUGAAGACUUUUUCCAGCUCCAUUUCACAGAAGUCUACAAACUGGAUGAGUUCUUGCAGCUGGACGUUACACAGCUCACAUAUUUGCUGCACCAGGACAAACUCACUGUUCGCGCUGAGGCUCAGAUUUACGAUGCAGCCGUGCGUUGGCUGAAAUACGAUGUGUGCAACAGAACGCAGUACAUGGUGGAGGUGUUGGGGUGCGUUCGCUUCCCUCUGGUCUCCAAAACCUUCCUGUCCAAAACCGUGCAGGCAGAGCCGCUCAUCCAGGACAACCCGCAGUGCCUCAAGAUGGUCAUCAGUGGGAUGCGGUACCAUCUGCUGUCUCUGGAGGACCGAGAAGACCUGGGAGAGAGCAGCCGGCCAAGACGCAAGAAGCAUGACUAUCGCAUCGCCUUGUUUGGAGGCUCACAGCCUCAAUCCUGCCGCUACUUCAACCCCAAGGACUCCACCUGGGCAGACAUCCGCUGUCCCUUUGAGAAGCGGCGCGAUGCCACCGCCAUCUUCUGGGACAAUGUAGUGUACAUCCUGGGGGGCUCACAGCUCUUCCCUAUCAAGCGCAUGGACUGCUACAAUGUUCUGAAAGACAGCUGGUAUUCCAAGCUGGGUCCACCCACUCCUCGCGACAGCCUGGCUGCUUGCGCUUCUCAGGGCAAGAUCUAUACAUCGGGGGGGUCAGAAGUGGGCAGUUCAGCUUUGGACCUUUUUGAAUGUUACGACACAAGGACAGAGUCAUGGCAGGUGAAAACUAGCAUGCUGUUGGCCCGCUGCAGCCAUGGCUCUGUGGAAGCCAACGGACUCAUUUAUGUUUGUGGAGGAACGGUGGGCAAUAAUGUCUCGGGGAGGAUCCUCAACAACUUUGAGGUGUAUGACCCCAGCACACAGCAAUGGAAAGAGAUGUGUGGGAUGAGAGAGGCCAGGAAGAACCACGGACUGGUGGUUGUCAACAGCAGGAUCUAUGCUGUUGGAGGGCAGGGGCCGUUGGGUGGACUAGAUUCAGUGGAAUACUAUGAUAUUGCCAGCAACGAGUGGCGAGCUGCUUCACCAAUGCCGUGGAGGGGCGUGACAGUGAAGUGUGCAGCUGUUGGUGAUGCAAUCUAUGUGCUGGCGGGCUUUCAGGGAGUGGGGCGGCUCGGGCAUGUCCUGGAGUACCACACUGAAACUGACAGGUGGGUGACGUGCAGCAAAGUGCGAGCGUUCCCCGUCACCAGCUGCCUGAUCUGCGUGGUCGACACGUGUGGAGUGAACGAAGACGAGGAUAUGGACCUCAUAGACUCUCAGCCGCACGCUGCAUCCUCUUCAUCUGCCACGACACCAUCCUCCUCAUAGGAUAGGAGGCAGAUUUUGUGUAUUUUCAUUUUAGAAUGUGUGUUGACAGUUUUAAAAGCAACCGAAGUUCACACUCACGUGAGAAUUUGUGUUUUAUUACAAACACAUUUUUGCUACUUUAUUCUAUUUAACAUUUAAUCCUUAAAAUUGCAUCUUUUUACUUUACAUGAUGCAUUGUUUGUUUUAGGCAAAAGCUUUAGUGCUACCCAAACGCUUUGUAAAUAAUGCCAGGUACUACACCUUGGAAGAACAUGCGUAAACAUUUUAUUUUCAGCUUUAUGUUGUUACAAGUACAAAAGUGGGAUUAAAAAAGAACAGGAAUGUAA